AUGUUGAAACCAUUAGCAUUAUUGAUUCUCUUCUUGUCCACUAUCCAACCAAACAAUGGUGAAAACUCAUUAGAAAAAACUUGCAACCAGACUCCAAACAAAACCCUUUGCAUUCAGUAUCUAGAGUCAAGUCCUAGAAGCCCUAAUGCAGAUGUCCAUGAGUUUGCACUAAUCAUGUUCAACAUAAUGAGAGACAAAGCAACAACUACGAUAAUCAAAAUCGAUAAACUUCUUGCAGGGAAUAAUAUCCGUCCUGGCACUCGUGAAUAUAAGUCACUUGAGAUAUGUGCUACUAUAUACAAAGAAAUUGCAACAUCUAAUGCUAGAAGAGCCCUUGAAACUUUGCCAGCAGGAGAUCCUGAAGCUGCGAUAGAUGCUGCAAAUGAUGUUGUGAGGAAAGCUAAUCAAUGUGAGGAUAACUUUGUUGGAAGAAUAUCGAAGGAUAUGCGUACACCUGUUAGUGAUGAUAACAAGGAUAUGGAAAAUGUAGCAACUAUAUCAGCAGCUAUUGCUGAAUUAUUGCGACGUAGUAGCUAG
Molecule: messenger RNA, 537 nt
Organism: Vicia faba (fava bean)
Lineage: Eukaryota; Viridiplantae; Streptophyta; Magnoliopsida; Fabales; Fabaceae
Source: the annotation of a GenBank genome assembly